GGAAGGCGUCACAGGUGGAAAGUGUGCUUUCCCAUCAAAAGCUUUGGUCAGCUAUCUCCAAUGGCGAAACCGCACUGGAAUAUACCUCUAUGACUCAGUGGAGAAGCUUUCCAAGUCACAGGCUAAAUUUUUCUCCUCACACUUUCAUCACCUCAUCAUCAACUUUCUCCCUUCAGGUAUCAUCACAACCGUGACUAAUCCUGGUCACUCACAAAUUGACUUUAUUCCGAUAAGUCAAGCCUGAUCAAUUCAAAACCACCGAAUUCAGUCACAAUGUCUGCUUUGACGGAAAUCUCGCUCCCAAGCUUUCAAAAGAUUGCUUCGGGCAAAGUGCGCGACCUGUUCGAGCUGCCAGACAAGAACACCCUUCUCUUUGUGGCCUCCGACCGUGUCUCUGCGUACGAUGCUGUUCUGAAGAACCCAAUCCCUGACAAGGGCAAGAUUUUGACCCUCGUCUCAGCUCACUGGUUCAAAGUUUUAACAGAGCGCAUUCCUGGCCUCCGCACCCAUUUCAUCAGUCUCGAUAUUCCCGAGGGUGUUACUCCUGAAGAGGCAAAGAUCAUCAAGGACCGUUCGAUGGUCGUGAAGAAGCUUUCUGUCAUCAAGAUCGAAUCAAUUGUACGAGGUUACCUGACCGGCUCAGCUUUCAAGGAGUACAAGCAGAAGGGAACAGUUCAUGGCAUCCCCGUCGAGCCUGGUAUGGAAGAAGCCCAAAAGUUCAAGCAGCCUCUCUGGACUCCAAGCACCAAGGCUGAUGCUGGAGAACACGACGAGAACAUCCACCCUGAUGACGCUUGGAAGGAGGUUGGUGAUCGUGAGACUGCAGACCGCGUGAAGGAACUUUCCCUCAAGAUAUACGAGGAGGCCGCCAAGUAUGCCGAAGAGCGAGGCAUUCUCUUGGCUGACACCAAGUUUGAAUUUGCCAAGGAUGGAGAGGGAAACAUCUACCUCGUCGAUGAAGUUCUGACCCCUGACUCUUCUCGAUUCUGGCCAGCAGCCGGCUACAUGCCUGGCCGCGACCAGGACAGUUUUGACAAGCAGUUCAUCCGCAACUGGCUCACUAAGGAAGGACUCAAGGGCAAGGAGGGCGUGGAGCUACCCCAGGACAUCGUUCAGGCUACAGCAGACCGCUACCGAGAGGCCUUCCUCAUGUUGACUGGUAAGAAGUUCGAGGAUGCUGUUGGCCAGUAGGUGGCAGAUACAAAAGUGUAUCAAGAUAAGCUAUCAAAUUAUCAUCACUCGGACUGAGGUUUGAUUUCUAGCGUGAUAUCAAAGCUACAGCCACUUACAUUCGUACUUAUGAUGGCUGGCUGUUUUCUACCUCUAUCUUUGAAAUUUCUGACACUUGUUUGAAUUUGCCCGUCAUAAAUUUGAUUAACCUUUUCC
Molecule: messenger RNA, 1386 nt
Organism: Fusarium oxysporum Fo47
Lineage: Eukaryota; Fungi; Ascomycota; Sordariomycetes; Hypocreales; Nectriaceae
Product: phosphoribosylaminoimidazolesuccinocarboxamide synthase
Exons: 2
Coding region: 274-1191 (305 amino acids)
Biological process (GO): 'de novo' IMP biosynthetic process
Cellular component (GO): cytoplasm
Molecular function (GO): protein binding; phosphoribosylaminoimidazolesuccinocarboxamide synthase activity
Source: RefSeq, a predicted model, not a curated record